This is a messenger RNA of Gongylonema pulchrum, 720 nucleotides long. Lineage: Eukaryota; Metazoa; Nematoda; Chromadorea; Rhabditida; Gongylonematidae. The record is from the annotation of a GenBank genome assembly.
AUGCUCGAUGCAGAUCUGAAUGUCAGUAUGCCGCCAGCGAAACAGAUUGAUUCAAAAGUUGAACCACCGAAGUGUUUUUAUGCGGUGAAAAACAGUGCGGGGCAAGCGAUAAGAAAUGCUCGAGUUGGCGAACUCGUUCAACAUCAAUGGAGCUGUCCUGGCCAGUUGCCAGGAGUGCAUGCUAUGCUGAUAAAAAACUGUUACGCGGAAUCAGGCAACGCUCUUAAAGCAGCAGUUAUCGAUCAAAACGGGUGCACAACGGAUUCAUACAUUUUACCAAAUUUGCAAUACGCAUCGGAUCUGCUCUCAGCAAAAACGCAAGCACCGGUUUUCAAAUUUCCUGACCGAACGAAUAUCGGCUUCCAAUGCGAUGUUGCUAUUUGCCUUCGAAGCAAUCAAGACUGUCAAGCUAUCACACCACCAAAGUGUGGGAGCGUGGCAAGAAGGCGCCGCGAACUCCAACACAACAGUAGCGAGCAGCACAUGGUCAUUCACACGCCAACGAUCAGAAUUGCUGACUUCGACGGCAUCGAUUACGGAUCUCAAAUGCAAAGCCAGAACGAAGGUAAAGAGCGUAACGAGCCCGAAGUAGCUCAGUACUGCCUUACCGUAGCUGCUUAUACAUGUACCAUUGUUAGUGCAACGUUCCUGGUGACCACUUCGGCAGUCAUUGUUGGAGCUUCGUUCUUCACCUCAACAUUUCGGCUAUCACUGUUUUAA